Molecule: messenger RNA, 1896 nt
Organism: Penicillium atrosanguineum
Lineage: Eukaryota; Fungi; Ascomycota; Eurotiomycetes; Eurotiales; Aspergillaceae
Product: putative LysM domain protein
Exons: 1
Coding region: 1-1896 (631 amino acids)
Source: RefSeq, a predicted model, not a curated record
AUGAGUUCCCAAAAUAGCUUCGUCAAUGCUUCUGUGAACUCCAACACUGUCAGCACAAGCGCCGCCUCUGCAGUUCGAUCGCGUCCUCGCCGCCUGGUCUCUUUCAUGGACGAUGAAUCCGACAACGCGGUUGUUAAGAGCAACAAUAACUCAUACAAUGAAUCGCAACCGCUUGCCUCGGGCACAACGCUGUCCGCGGAUAUCGGGACGGUUCGUUCCCGCGGUGCAACCCCCUCGCCUCUGUCCUCUCGCGGCACAUCACCAUUACCAAUGACACAUCCUUCCCGUGUCACCGAAUCUGCAUACCGUGGUCGUAACGAUACAAUAUCACUUGGGUGGAAUGGAUCAUCAAAAGCCUCGUCCUCGCGAGGGGCCGCCGAUUUUCUGGACUCGCCCUGGUCGUCACUUCAGAACCUGGCAUCAUCGGUAUUAGGGAGUGACGCCGGACAGGCUACACUAAACAAUGUGAAUAAGACACAUACACGGAGGAAGCCAUCGCGGUCAGACUUAUAUAUUCGGAGUAUCCCGAGGUCAACGCCCUCGGCGUGGGGCCCAUCAGGGCCUUCGACCCCGGAAAUCGGAACUGGAACCAAGGAGGAAAGACAGGCACUAGUACAGGCGAAGAAGCGCGAGGCGCUUCUUCUCGCCGACUCCGACCCGAUUACAAGCCGCAACUUUCGACAUAAGAAACGCGAUUCGGGGGAUUAUUUUGAUCAGCCGCUGAACCCAGAGCACGAUGAAGAGGCGCUGGCCUAUAUUCACCAUGUGCAGGCCACGGACAGCAUCACGGGAGUGACCAUCAAAUAUGGCUGUCAAGCUGCGGUAUUUCGAAAAGCGAACGGGUUCUGGCCGAAUGACAACAUUCAGUGCAGGAAGACGGUCCUUUUGCCAGUAGAAGCAUGCACGGUGAAAGGGCGGCGGAUCCAUGAGGAGCAACCGGACCUCUUGGGUAGCGAUAAUGAGGAUCCGAAUGACAGCUCUAUUGCACCUCCGGCGGGCUCUACAGACGAUUCGACACCAGACCAUACAAAUCCUGGCUCUUGUGAAUCACAAAUGAAUCGCAUCUGGAAGCACGAAUACUGGGUGCAAAUAGACGGAUUCCACUCAAGAAUAGAGAUUGGCCGCGUUCCUCGGAGGGCUCUAGGAUUCUUUCCUCGCACUCGUCGGAAAUCCGUGUCCUACUCCGACGCGGAGCCUUCUUUCGGCUCUUCUCAGGACGUGACAAGAAGUCCGUCCCCAGCUGGAUCCCCGUCAAUCGGUUCAUCUCAGAGCGUUCUUCCCCGCAUUCGAACUCGCGGUGAUCAACCCAAGCCGCGCCCUGCGCACCCCAUGCGCCCACAACACCGCCGGCAACGUAGCAGCAUCAACCUGUCUGGUACCGGAGUUGGUACCCUUGACCGCGAUUCCACCGCACCGGGGCCUGCAAUGGACGGCCUCACCCAGUGGUUCUCUAAACAUGUGACCUAUCUUGCCCCGCCUGCACCCCAACAAAAUAACCGAAAGCUGUCUUUCGGUUCCGAGUCGACUGUCACAUCCAACACAUCCGGUCUUGAAAAUAUCGGUGGCGCCCUCGAGGGCUGGGUCCGAAAGGUUGCAACACGCGCCAAAGCCGGCAUCAACGACCUCCAGCAAGCCAACCCAACCCAACAAACCGGAAGUCGAGGCCGUAACACCGGACUGUGGGGCAUGGGCGAUCUCAUUGAGAUGGACGAUGCAUCCGAAGGCCGCAGAUCGCCCAGCGCAUUCGGGACCUCCCGCCGACCUGACCUGCAAAGCACGUCCUCUUCCUCCGCAUUCCAGACCGGGGCCUCCGCGUCCUCGACGAGCAGGUCUCGCGCGAAUGGUCUCGGAACAGGCUCGGGGUCGGGGUCAACUGACCGUCUAAAAGACGACUGA